AAUAGCCGCAUUCUAAUUCUCUUUCGACCCUAAUUUUGGUUUUUGACGGUAAUAAAGUUUAUAACACCGGAAGAUCUCUGUGUCAGCGGCAUCCAAAUCUUUGUUUACGAAGGGACGUUGCGUGAAAUAAUCAAUCCAACAUAAUCAUGGCUGAUGAAAAAGAUGACCAUGAACCUGAAUCUCCAGACAUUCACUUUGAACCUUUAGUGAAACUCAGCCUGAUUGAGAAAAAAACAAUGGAAGAGGAUGAAGAUGUUUUGUUAUGCUUGAGAGCCAAACUGUUUCGCUAUGAUGUUGACGCUGAACCCAAAGAGUGGAAAGAACGUGGUACUGGAGAUUGUAAAAUUUUAAAGCAUCGAAGAACUGGUCUGAUACGUAUUCUUAUGAGAAGAGAUAAAACCCUAAAGAUUUGUGCUAAUCAUUACAUCUACCCCAACAUGGAACUGAAACCAAAUUGUGACAGUGACAGAGCCUGGGUUUGGUCCACAACCUCAGAUUUUGCUGAUGAAGAGAUGAAAGAAGAGGUACUUGCUAUCAGAUUUGCUAAAGCAGAAAGUGCUCAGAAAUUCAAAUCAGUGUUUGAUGAAUCAGCCGAAGAAAUGAAAACAGCAAUGAAAAACAAAACACUUAUUGAGGAUAAUGACGAGGAUGAUGAAAAAGAAGAUGAUGGUGUUGUCAAUACAAAGCCUGAUGCUAGCGACACCGAGCUGGCUGGUCAGCUGAAAGAUUUAAAAGUGGAAGAUGCAGACAACUCAACAUCAGAGAAAUGAAGCCGCAUUCGAUAUUGCUUCAGUGACUCAAUCAAAGCGUCAGGAUCUAAAGUGUUCAAAGUGCUGAAAUCGGUUGUCAAAAAUAAAUCUUUGACUCUGCGUGUCCCACUGACUGUGUCCUAUAAUUUGUUUUUGAGUAUUGUAUGACUUUGCAUUUUCUGUGCUUCUUGAUGCACUGCUCUUGCUGGUUGAGUUGGUUCCAAUGUUUUAUUGUCGAUACUUGAUUUUUGUCAUUUUUUAUGUUGUAUGGUUGGUAACAUUAUUGGCAAUGAAUCGACAUCAUCUGAAGACGGAGCUACAAGAAAAUUUUAUCACUUAGUACCUCACAUGAUUUUAACUUUUUAGAAAGCAAAUAUUUUAACGUUUUUAUUAGACUGUGACCUAUUUUAAUUGUGCAUUUGAUAAAAUGUGUCUGUAUGUUGUCAGUCCUGGACUACUGCCCUGUCACUGAAAUGAUAGCUUGACACUGCUGCCCAAAGAUACAGCGGUGUUGUCUUGAACUAUUGAACAUGUUACUACCACAAAGUGGUCUUUGUCUUAUUCUGUAAAUAAAUGUACAGUACAUUGUAA
Molecule: messenger RNA, 1340 nt
Organism: Biomphalaria glabrata
Lineage: Eukaryota; Metazoa; Mollusca; Gastropoda; Planorbidae
Product: ran-specific GTPase-activating protein-like
Exons: 6
Coding region: 147-770 (207 amino acids)
Biological process (GO): nucleocytoplasmic transport
Cellular component (GO): cytoplasm; nuclear pore
Molecular function (GO): GTPase activator activity
Source: RefSeq, a predicted model, not a curated record